Molecule: messenger RNA, 833 nt
Organism: Paramecium octaurelia
Lineage: Eukaryota; Ciliophora; Oligohymenophorea; Peniculida; Parameciidae
Source: the annotation of a GenBank genome assembly
AAAUAUAAAUAUUUAAUGAGUCAUUAUUAAAACCCCUCUUACAAUCAUGCUCAAAUGAAAUAAUAGGUUGGAGUUUCCAAUUUGAAAAUGCUAGAUGGGGAAGACUUGAGUAAGUCAUCCAAUUUCAUUCUCUAUUUUAGCUGCUGGAGACAGAAGAAAAAUGUAGUAACUGUAGAUGAGAGAUUGGGUUUAAUAACAAACACAAGAGAACUAAGCCAAAAAACAAUUGAAUAAACAGAUCCAACAAUAAUAUGAUUAAUAGACUUUACAAAUCAACCAGAACUUGAAGGAAUUAGAUCAAGAACAACAGAGGAGAAGAGUUGAGAUGGAAAUAGCAAAUCAGCAAAUCAAUAACUAAAUGGCUAAAGAAAAACAGGAUAGGGAACAAUACAUGGCAGCUUUGGCUUAGUAGGAAAAGAAAUAGCAUCAGCAAGAAAUAUUGAAUAAUGAUGUCUGGACUGAAAAGUACAAUCCUCCUUUAUUAUACAUAAAGUACGGCAACCUGUUAAAGUGCUUUGGCUCCUCAUAGAGUCAUACCUUAUCAUUACAAAGGAAUGUCAGAAGAAUAGAGAUAACAAAUCAGAAAUGAUUAGGCUAAAUAAAGAUAAGAAAAUGAACAGAAAAGGCAACAGGAGAAGGAGGAUGAAAAGAUGUGGGCACAAUACAAUGAGGUAUAUCUAUAUUUCUACCCCUUCUAGCAUAAUCGAAAGUAACUAAUUGUAUAGGAAAGGGAAAAGGCUCGUAAAUUGUAAACUUUGAGGAAUAAUUAAAAAGAGUUUAAUUUACUAUCCUAAACUGAAUAGAAAUUAAAACUUAAAAAUGAAUAUGCAUGA